AGGGAGCAUGGAAGUAAUGAAGCCUUUAAUUGAUGAAGAAGACUCAGAUGGCAUCUCAGAAGAAGAGCAUGAAAAUAAUUUCCUGCCAGUUAAAACACAUUACCAGCUUGGUAAUGAAGAAGGCAUUACGUUUAUACAAACGCUUACUCACCUCCUCAAGGGAAACAUUGGAACUGGGCUUCUUGGUCUUCCACUUGCAAUAAAAAAUGCUGGUAUUGUGGUUGGACCAAUCAGCCUUGUGUUCAUAGGAGUUAUAUCGGUUCACUGUAUGCACAUCUUGGUACGUUGCAGCCACUCUCUGUGUCAGAGGAUGAAAAAGUCCUCACUGGGGUAUAGUGAUACAGUUAGUUAUGCCAUGGAAUUGGGGCCCCUUGCUGCUCUUCAGAAACGAGCUUCUUGGGGCAGGUGUAUUGUGGACUUUUUCUUAGUGAUAACACAGCUGGGAUUUUGUGGUGUUUAUGUUGUGUUCUUGGCAGAAAAUGUGAAACAAGUCCAUGAAGGAUUCUUGGAAACUAAGAUUGCUCCCAUGAAUGUUAGUGCCACUAGCAGUUCGUCUGAGAAGAGGAAUAUUGAUUUACGAAUAUACAUGCUGUGUUUCCUGCCAUUCCUGGUCCUCCUGGUCUUUAUUCGUGACCUUAAGAGCCUGUCCUUGCUUUCAUUGCUUGCCAAUCUGUCCAUGGCUGUCAGCCUGGUGAUCAUUUACCAGUAUAUUGUUAGAGAUAUAGUAGAUCCUCGAAAACUGCCUCCAGUAGUCGGCUGGAAGAAAUACCCACUGUUUUUUGGGACUGCAGUAUUUGCUUUUGAAGGAAUAGGUGUGGUACUGCCAUUGGAAAACAGAAUGAAGGACACAACACGUUUCCCACAGGCAUUGAACAUUGGGAUGGGAAUAGUCAUGACCUUGUAUAUCUCACUAGCCACUCUGGGAUAUCUGCGGUUUGGGGAUGAAGUCAAAGGCAGCAUAACUUUAAACCUGCCACAAGAUAAAUGGUUAUAUCAGUCCGUAAAAAUGCUGUACUCCUUUGGGAUUUUUGUGACCUAUUCGAUUCAAUUCUAUGUCCCUGCGGAGAUUCUCAUUCCAGUUGUCACUUCCAGAGUGAAGCAGAAGUGGAAGUUACUCAGUGAGCUUGUGGUGAGAGCACUAUUAGUCUGCUCAACCUGUGCUGUAGCAGUUCUGAUCCCUCGCCUAGACCUGGUGAUUUCUUUCGUUGGAGCUGUCAGCAGCAGCACUCUGGGACUGAUUCUGCCACCUCUGGUUGAAAUCCUCACUUUCUACAAGGAAAACUUAAGUUUAUGGACGGUAUUUAAGGAUGUUUUUAUCGCUGUUAUUGGAUUUGUUGGAUUUUUAACAGGGACAUAUGUGACGGUUGAAGAAAUCGUUUAUCCCACGUCCGCAGUUCUAGCUAACGCAACAGAGAGCUUCCCUGCAGAUUUAAAUGCUACAAACUUGGUGGUUGGUUUAAAGUAAUAACGAGGAGCUGUGAACUAUUUUGUUCCUUAACAAGAAAUUCUUGACUCAGGACCUGCUUUCAACUACUGGUACUGUGUAGAGAGGUAGUUCGUUAGAGAUGUAGGGUAUACAUGUGAAAAUACGUUAUUUUUUUAGAAAAUGAUUAUAUAUCCCUUCUGGACUCUGGAUGAAACGUUACAGGAUGUUGUUUAUCAGAGCAAUAUUAGUUUCAUGAUGCAAAAACAUUCAACACCACAGAUGAUAAACAGUUUAUUUUUGUACAUUUUUUGGUAACUGUUAUCCUGACCCAUUUUUUACACCAUUUCUUUAUCCUUGAUUUCAACUAUACAAAUGUAUAAAAUAUUGUAUUUUUUGUUACCUAUUGCUAGAAGUCUGUAGACUGCAUAUCUUUAUUUCUGUUGGAACAUAUAAUAAUUGGCUUUGGAUUCUUAUGUUCUGCCUUAAAUAGUAUCUAACAUGCCCUUUAUAUAUUUUUGCUUCUUUUGUCUAUUUUAGAAGAAAAAAAGAACAAGUUGAUAAGUUGGUAAAUGGGCAGAAAUGGGUUUUGUUAGCAAGCCUGUGUACUGAGUCCCCAGGUGCAAUCCGGAUUUUCAGAGUUCAUAUUUGACUUUCUGUCUCACACUUCAUAGAUGACUUUCCCUCCAAAUGUUGAAGCUCUAUUUUUGGUCUUGUUUUCUAAAACCCCCUGUAUUUUGUACAAUAAUAGAACUAUUUAUCAUACUCAUUCCCGUUCUGAAGAAACUUAUUUUUAAUUAUAACAUUCCUCCAAGAAAUAUGGUAUGCCAAAACCUCUCCAAUGUAGUCAUAUAAAUUAAGAUAGAAAUAUGUGUAAUAUUUUGCUUGCCUUCAGUAUAUUCCUCAGAAAUCUGCCAUUUGGUAAUCUACCAUUUGGAAUUACAGUACUAGAGUAAUAUACUACUAAAUAUAUCUAUAUUUAUAUUUUCUUUUCAGAAUAUUUCCCUUGUCAUCUACCAUCUGGUGACUGUAAUGAGCACUUUCAUCUCCGUGUUGAUGAGGGCAUUUCUGAUAGGGAUUCGUUAUAGCAUGUAGUUUAAACUGCAUGUAUUUGUUCAAGCAAUAGUUUUGAGUAAUGCUCUAAUUUUCAUUUUAGCAUGGACAAAGUAAAAUACUUGGCAGGCACUUUAAAAGGAGGAGUCUCUGCAGGUGCUUUCUUGUGAAAGUGCCACAGAGGAGCAAAUACAGGUAGUUAGCAGACACAAAAGGUAAUUUCAGCUUUUCAUCUUAAAGGGUGUUUAGUCUUUAAGCUGUUUUAAAAGACUUGGAAUCUAAGUAUUUCCAUCUGUUUCAUAAUGAAUCUGUUGUUUACCGAAACUAUAGACUACAUACCGAUAAGAAUAUAUUUCUGUGCAGCAUAUUUUACUUGACAGUAAAUACUUGUACAUGGAACAUUUUUAGUAGACUGAGAGGAUUUAAACACAAGUUAUUUUUCCUGUGAGUUUUUCAUCUUUCUCCUUGUGUGUUUGGAGAAUAAAGGACUUUCAAAUCCAUUCACACUGUUUGUUCUGCAUCAAUUGUGUUGUAGUGAGCAGCUCUGAGAAAGUGCUUCUACCAGGGUGCAGAAAGACUUGAGCAGUUCAGAGUUGGGUGGUUAAUUUGGCAGGUGCCAGUGAAUACUGCCAUGGUACUAUCGAUGAAGAUUUGCUGACCUGGGUACCUGCAACUUAAAGAGGUGACCUUGGUGCCCAGUGAAGGUACCAUAUCUUUUUGAAAGGCUGUAACUUGUUUAGAAGCUUGAUAGGUUUGAGGGGUCCAAACUUAGCCAUCAGAGUUUGGAUAACCUGGCCCAAAUACAAAGCCAUACACAUCUUACUGCCGUGUCUGACAGCAGUGCAACCUGUCAGAGCGCAGAUUUUCAGACAAGUGUGUUGCCACUGACUGACCAGGUAUGAAGUAGUGUGUUUAUGCAGUGGGCCAGUGUUGCCACGUCUAACAAUGUUGUAUCAUUUGAAUCUUGAAAAUGUUUAUUAAGAUAUUUUGCACAAUGUCAAUUUUCUCCUACAGUGUAGGAUUUUUGUUAUUUUAACACUCAUACAAUGCAUUUGCAUGGCCUGCUCUUUCAAAUAGAAAGAAUCAGGCAUCAGAGUAUCGUAGUUUGGAUAAGAUUAAAAUGUCACGUUGUAAAAUACUAAGUCUGACUAAUGAGAGUGUCCUGUGAAGCAUUGCCAAAGAUUUAAAAGAUAGGAAAUUCUGACAGAAACACCUCUUCUGAAUAGGAAUGUUGAUUCAGCUUUUAUAGUACUGUAGUAAUAGCUGCAAGUUAAGAGGCAGGGAGUGAAACUGAGAGAUUUCAUAGGUAUGGUUUACAUUAAUAUAUAUUUAAGAUGGAAAUGUACUUUAGCACAAGCUAAAUUAAACUGAAAAAUGUAUGUGGUUGGCUUAUGUUCCUGACAAGGAACAGAAAGCUAUUGUAUUUAUAUACUGUACAUGAACUUAUAUUUUACAAUAUCAUAUUGUUAUUACAGUUUUAAUGUAAUUUAAUAAUUAGCUGCACUACAAGUAACUGGAUCAUUUUCUUGUCUGUAACUGUUCAUCCUCAAGUACUGGGCAAGUAAGAGGGUGGGUUUGCCUAAUGUUCUGUAAAACUUAAAUCUUCUAUAUCAAUAAAGACUACAAAUUA
Manacus vitellinus (golden-collared manakin) is the source of this 4106-nucleotide messenger RNA. It is a transcript of the gene SLC36A4, whose product is annotated as solute carrier family 36 member 4. Lineage: Eukaryota; Metazoa; Chordata; Aves; Passeriformes; Pipridae. Gene Ontology annotation, molecular function: L-alanine transmembrane transporter activity; L-proline transmembrane transporter activity. The record is from RefSeq and is a predicted model, not a curated record. Gene Ontology annotation, biological process: amino acid transmembrane transport; L-alanine transport. The coding region runs from base 8 to 1465 and encodes 485 amino acids. Gene Ontology annotation, cellular component: vacuolar membrane. The transcript has 11 exons.